AUGAGCGGCCUUGCGGAGCUGGACUGGCCUUCCGUCUUCGAGUAUGAGAAACAGUGGCUCACGCCCUCCAAGGGCCAGAAGGCAUGUCCUGUGCAGCCCCACUGCGACGGUCGCCUGCAAAUUGCCGAUGUCAGCUUUGGGCGAGGGCUCGUGGUGUCCUCCGCUGUGGCUCAGGGCGAACUGCUUGUCGUGUGUCAGGCACUGGUCCUCGCACCACAGGCCGAGCUGCAGGCAGCUGCUUUGGAGAAGUUGAAGACCUGUUCGGAGGAGGAGUACAAGAACUUCAUGUGUUUGCAGGGUGGGGCUGACGAGCUGCAGCAGGCAUCAGCCUUGGAUCGUGAUCUGCGAAACUGGAUCGGUAAUCUUCCGAGGCUCAAACGAAGCCGAAAAGUCGAUGCCAAGAGGGUCCAGAAAGUCCUUCUCGCGAACUCCCUGAGCAAAGACACAAUUCUUGAGUCUGGCGCAGCUGAUCGACAUCCGGAGUUCGGGUGUUGGCUCCUGCCUUCGCUCAUCAACCAUUCCUGUCAGCCGAAUGUAGCGGAACAGUUUCUGGGCGAUCUCCUGCUCCUGCGCGCAUCCAAGCCGAUGGUCGCCGGCGAGGAGUUGCUUAUGUCGUACGCAUCAACCCUUCAGCCCAGACACCUGCGACAGAAGUACCUCAAUGAAACCUUCAAUUUCACCUGCUCCUGCCCGCGAUGCAAACUGGAGGCAAGCCUCUUGGACGUCAAGAAGGUGCAAGGGGCCCUGGAGCAGCUUGACUCGCUUACGGCCGAGAAGAAGACGCUUCCCGAGUUGGUCGAGCAUCUUGAAGGACUUGCCAAACAUUGUCGACAGGUGGUUGCCGAUGCUUUGAUUUCCUCUGCAGGACUGGUUGAGCCCGAGCCCGUCCAGCGCCUGCUCACUGCGAGCUUUCUACCUGUCUUCAUGGGACUUGCCUUCGCAAGGAAGCGCAUGGGCGGAAGGGUGCAAGUCUUGGAGGUGUACUCUGCCUGCACAGAUUUGUUGGCCGCAGUGCAUCAUGGAAGCAUGUACCAUGUGCACUGGACAUUGGAGACCGCCUUGCAGGCGCAUCUGCAAGGCGACGCCAACGCGCCCCAGAUGAGAACCGAAGCUUGGCAGUGCUGCCUCACCUUCGCUGCACCUGACCGCCAGGUUUGUGAAGCACUGGCCGCCAAAGCUGGUUGGCCAAAGGAGAUGCUGGACGCCGUGCCUUCCUCUGUUACUGCAAUCCAGAAGGCAGAUCUCGAUUCUUCCACCAGGUGGAAGUACUGUGUGGAAAAUGAGAAGACCUUCGUCACUGUGAACAUCAUGCUGCCGGAAGGUAUCGAGCCGACGGAUGUGAACAUAGACCUGGCUCCCGAGAAAGUCUGCGUGGCUUCAGCCGGCUAUCCAGACCUUGUCAUCGACCUUCCAGUCCCAGUCAGGGCAACUGAUGCUAUGCCUGCCAAGUACAAGAGGAGCGGGAGGAAAUUUGUGCUACAGUUACCAACAUCUUGA
Messenger RNA from Symbiodinium sp. CCMP2456, 1497 nucleotides. NCBI's taxonomy places the organism in Eukaryota, Dinophyceae, Suessiales, Symbiodiniaceae. The record is from the annotation of a GenBank genome assembly.